Molecule: messenger RNA, 3321 nt
Organism: Micropterus salmoides (largemouth bass)
Lineage: Eukaryota; Metazoa; Chordata; Actinopteri; Centrarchiformes; Centrarchidae
Gene: mc1r
Product: melanocortin 1 receptor
Exons: 1
Coding region: 532-1509 (325 amino acids)
Biological process (GO): G protein-coupled receptor signaling pathway
Cellular component (GO): membrane
Molecular function (GO): melanocyte-stimulating hormone receptor activity
Source: RefSeq, a predicted model, not a curated record
AGGAGGAGUCCCCUGAAGUCCUUCAGAAUCCAGCAUCACUUUGAGAAAUGUUAAGUCACAAUCUCCACUUCUCGAGGUAGGCUGACAUCUGUCAACGGAUACGAGGAGUUUUGCGGAUGGGCAUGUCGGGCCCCCAAGAGAGUGAAAAAUCACGAAUUGUGAGCGUAAUGUUUUGAUGGAGAAGGGAGCUAUAUGGAUUUCCGUGCUGGACAAGUCGCAUGCCUAAGAAGAAGACUUGCGGCAAGGACGCGCGCUUUUCACACGGAUAAACGCGCAAACUCUCCGGACUGCUGCUGUGCGUAAAUUUGACAGUUGUUAGGGGGCCGCUUUCUGGAUAUUUAACAGUCAACUCGUUGAUGGGUUCAACAACUGUUCGGUCGAGACGCUUUCAACUGGCUGCGGGGCAACGUGUGACUGCAACAGCAGACAGAGGGAUCCUCGAAACCACAGAGAAAACUGAUAAAACUUCAUUGACGCUGUGGUGAAAGUUAGAUCCACCUGGACAGCCUGUAAACCAGUCAAAAGUCAGACAUGGAAAUGACCAACAGGUCCCUGCAUAACCCCUCCAUCCUCCAUGUGGAUUUCAUCCCGCUAAAUUACUUUAUGGAGGACAACGAAACAAACUCCACCACCGGAGAGCGAAACUCGUUGAGCUGCGUGCAGAUCCGCAUCCCACAGGAGCUUUUCCUGGCUCUGGGGGUCAUCAGCCUGGUGGAGAACAUCCUAGUGGUCUUGGCCAUCAUCAAGAACCGCAACCUGCACUCGCCUAUGUAUUACUUUAUCUGCUGCCUGGCCGUGUCUGACAUGCUGGUCAGUGUCAGCAACGUGGUGGAGACCAUAUUCAUGCUUCUUAACGACCACGGCCUGAUGGACGUGCACCCUGGCAUGCUGCGCCACCUGGACAACGUUAUCGACGUGAUGAUCUGCAGCUCAGUGGUGUCCUCGCUCUCCUUCCUGUGCACCAUCGCGGCGGAUCGCUACAUAACUAUAUUUUAUGCGCUGCGUUAUCACAGCAUCAUGACCACGCAGCGCGCCGUUACCAUUAUCGCGGUAGUGUGGCUGGCCAGCAUCACCUCCAGCAUCCUGUUCAUCGUGUACCACACCGACAACGCUGUCAUCGUGUGCCUCGUGACCUUCUUCUGCAUCACUCUGGUGUUUAACGCCGUGCUGUACCUGCACAUGUUUCUCCUGGCGCACGUGCAUUCCCGGCGCAUUGAGGCUUUUCAUAAAAGCAGGCGCCAGUCCACGAGCAUGAAGGGAGCGAUUACCCUCACCAUCCUGCUUGGGGUCUUCAUUCUGUGCUGGGGCCCCUUCUUCCUCCACCUUAUCCUCAUCCUCACCUGCCCCACCAGCCCCUUCUGCAACUGUUUCUUCAGAAACUUUAACCUUUUCCUCAUCCUCAUCAUCUGUAACUCGCUCAUCGACCCGCUCAUCUACGCCUACCGGAGCCAGGAGCUGCGUAAAACCCUGCAGGAACUGGUCCUGUGUUCUUGGUGCUUUGGUGUGUGAAACCAUGUGCAUGUAGGAAGACAACAAUAUCAUCAGGUUAUCAACACUGUCGGCCACCUCUUCUUCCUGCAUCUACAUUGUGUCAGAAGCUGAAGUGUAACAAAGACUCUAAAAAAGACCGUGGUACACCUCAUCGUGGAUUCUAUGAUUGUUUCCACGCAUGGAUUUCAGUUUCAUUUCAGUGUUAAUUUAUUUUUAAGUCACUCAGUGCACAUGUUCUGGCACUGUGAAACAUCAUCUUAACUAGGAGAGAUCCUUAGAUUGGAAACUGUUAAGAGAGUCCAUGGUUUACUGGACUAAAUUAUAGUAAAGAUUAUAUUGGCAAAAGUCAUUUAUUUUGUAAACCUGUAAUUGUUAAAUUAUAUAUCUGAACUGAAUUUUUAACUUGUGAUUAAUGAGCCUGCUCAUUAAUGAACAAAUGUCUCUGCAUUAUACCAGAGGUUGGAUCUAUGUCUUAUCUAUAUUUAUCCAUAUUUAAAGUAAGCUAAACUCAGUGCUUGACAAAACAUGUUUUCUGAUGUAGCUGCCUUUCAACCCUCCUAGUAAUUUUUACUCCGCUUCUUUCCUACUGUUUUUAAAAUAACUGCCAUCUUUGCGCAUCUCAUCAUCUGAUUUCUACUGACAAUAACAUUUACAGCUGCUAAGAUAACACUUUAUUUAAUAUAGCAAUGAACUGACCAGAAUAAUUUGUUCACGCAUGGUGCAAGAAGAGCAGGAAAUAAAAUAUAAGAGAAAAGCAUUGUAGUUCAGAUUAUAUGAUGCAUCUUAAAAAAGCUUUCAUGGCAUUGUGUGAACUACUCCCCCAAAAAUAAAUGUCCGGGUGACGAACAAACAUGCUAAAUCACAUGGGUGGCCUUGGCAGGCCUGCAGGGCAUAACAGCUUUAUGAAAGAAGCCAUAUCAAAGUUGUAUUUCUGGAAGUUUGUUUGGUUCUCUGAAAUGUGCAUCUGAUUUGUCAUUUAGGCCUAGGUCAAAGAAAUGUGUGCCUGAUGGCCUGUGGGUAACUUUUUAGCUACAGCUAUUAGGCCUGUUAACCGUUUUUUGUCUAUAGAACUUGCAAAGAUGUCAAAGUCCAGCAAAUAUAUGAAACUGCCAAAAGAAAGCCUAUGCUUUCUUAACAAUUUCAGAUAAUUACAUUUAUGGAUGCCUAUAGGGGUCUAUAUUAAAAUUAAAAUGUAAAUUAAAAUGCAUUACCAUUUUAAUAUAGCCCCCUAUAGGCUUCCGUAUACAUUAUCCUGAAAUGUAAAAUACUUUUAGAUCUGGAAAUUAGCCUAAGCAUACUAUUAUUAUUUUUAUUAUUUUUUAAAUCAUUUUAUUUUAUUUUAUUUAUCCUAUGAUAUCCUAUUCUUUAUUGAUCCAAAGGAUUUGUUGUAAAUAGGAGCUAUACAUUUUAGAUUCUAAUAGACCGUUUUUCCAGUAGAAAAACUGAAAUGCAGUCAUAUAUCUGCCAUGAAGUGUAGAAUGCUUUCUUCUCAUACACAGUGCUGAGGUAUAAAUAUUUGGGAACUUUUGUUUUAAUAUCAUAAUUUUUGUUUUUGCUUUUGGCAUGAAAGUUCUUACAGAGGAUUGUGAAUGUACAAUAUGGCUAUCUGUAUCUGCUAUUUAAAUCUUCAAAAAUAACAAUAUUUAAGGUAAUGAAACCCUGAAUUAACACAUUUUGCAAAUGCUGUGGGUAUAACUUAAAAAAACAACUGAAACUGAGCAAAACAGGACUGUGUUGUACAGUUAUUUUAUAGAAAGAACAUGUGUUAUAUGUAAUCCUUGAAAGUGUUUACAUGUUAUCUAUUUGUCUCAAAUAAAGAGGCCAAAACAA